Messenger RNA from Cladophialophora psammophila CBS 110553, 2478 nucleotides. RefSeq lists its product as uncharacterized. Gene Ontology annotation, cellular component: endoplasmic reticulum membrane. NCBI's taxonomy places the organism in Eukaryota, Fungi, Ascomycota, Eurotiomycetes, Chaetothyriales, Herpotrichiellaceae. Gene Ontology annotation, biological process: fatty acid elongation, monounsaturated fatty acid; sphingolipid biosynthetic process; very long-chain fatty acid biosynthetic process. Gene Ontology annotation, molecular function: fatty acid elongase activity. The record is from RefSeq and is a predicted model, not a curated record. The coding region runs from base 1 to 2478 and encodes 825 amino acids. The transcript is spliced from 2 exons.
AUGUCUGUUUCAGACCUUCUUGAGUGGCUGAACCUGAGCAAACCUUCGCCGCAGGUCAAGGUCACCACCCUACCAAUCUCAUAUUUCAAGUUCCCUCCAUCACCUGAACCCGCGACCGUACCUCCGCCUGCGAACAACCCAACGCUCGCGCACCCCUUCACCAUCCCUGCGGACCUGUACAAUGCGCUCCUGUCUCCACAUGUCCCCAUUACUGUUGCGCUGGUGUACAUGACCUUGGUAUCUUUUAUGAACUCGGUCAACGCCAAUCGCAAAUACAGGCCAUGGGCAUUCAGUCGGACGUAUGUCUUCAAAUUUCUCGUCAUUCUCCACAAUAUCUUCCUGGCGGCAUACUCAGCAUGGACUUGCGUGGGCAUGGUUAAUGCCUUGCGCCUGUCUCUGCCAGAAUGGAACGAAGACUGGAGAGUCGCCGGGACGGUGGACGCACUUUGCAAAAUGCAUGGACCUAGAGGAGCUGGAAGUGCCGCGACAUACAACGUGACUACUAGCGCAUGGCAAAUGACAAAUCGGUUAUUCCACCUGGAUGCCGAAGGACUCGGUCCUGAGACUACAGACGUGGGCCGUAUCUGGAAUGAAGGGCUGGCGUUCUAUGGCUGGUUGUUCUACCUCUCAAAGUUCUACGAGGUCGUGGACACGUUGAUCAUCUUGGCCAAGGGCAGGAAGAGUAGUCUGUUACAAACCUAUCACCAUGCUGGAGCUAUGCUGUGUAUGUGGGCUGGAAUCAGGUACAUGUCUCCACCAAUCUGGAUGUUCGUCUUGGUCAAUUCCGGCAUCCACACGGUCAUGUACACCUUCUACCUUUGCUCAGCACUUGGAAUCAAAGUCCCCAAAUGGUUCAAACAGACCUUGACGACACUUCAAAUCACCCAAUUUGUUGUCGGCGCGACAUAUGCUUUCUUACACAUCUUUGUCGCCUACCAAAUCCCGGUCAGCGUCCCCUACAUCCAUCAUCUGGGAGAAGCCGCGUCCAAAGUCAUGUCCGAAGCUCCAACAGAGAUCACCUCGAGUUUAUCCGCUGCAAUUUCAACAGGUUCUGCCGGUCUGGGGGCUUGGCUGAAGAAGGCACUCCUCCGAGGUGCGGGUUACGAGGGCCUUGCAGAGAACGUGUUGAAUGAGGAAGGGCAGCUGUUUGGAGUCGAUGCUGUCCACAUUGUUGAAGAUGUCGUUAGGAGAGAAGAGAUAAGGUUUAGAGAUGAGCUCCAGUGGGUUCACUGUCUCGACACGAGUGGUGAAGUCUUUGCCAUCCUCCUGAACUGCAUGUAUCUCUUGCCUUUGACGUGGUUGUUCUUACAAUUCUUCAUCACCUCUUACCUCAAGCAAGUUGAGAGAAGGCGAAGUCGAUCAGCCAGCGAAGCUGCUAUGGUUGCGCGAAAGAGCUUUCAAGAUGCAUCCAAAGGUGUGGCGCGGCGGCUUAGUGAGGCUGUUGAAGAAAUGCAUCGCGUCUCAGACGACAUCGGAGAUGACACCGUGCUUGUGGACGGUGAUGAGGUCAGAAGAGAGUUGAAAGAGGCCGCAGAACAAGCCAAGAGCACGAUAAAAGAGCAUUCAGCCAAGGUCAAGCAGGCGGCCAGCGCCGAGUCCGAAAAGGUGAGACAGGAGUUUCAGCGUGAUAUGGAAAAAACGAAGAAGAAUCUGCACGAUACUGCCGAAAAGGUCAAGAAUGCUGUUGAAAAGGCUGGAGACGAUGAGACAAGAGAGAAAAUUUCCGCAAAAGCCCAAGCUGUGAUGGACUCUACCGCUGAAGCUGUCGAGAAGACUAUGGAAAACGUCAAGGAACAGACUCAGCCCGCUGUCGACUAUGUCGCAGAGAAAGUCGGCGAGUUGAAAGAGCAGGCUGGACCGGGUGCUAAUUACGCUGCUGAAAAAGCGACCGAACUGAAAGAACGCACAGUCGAGGCGUCCCACACGCAAAAUGCCCAAUCUAAACAAGCUGUCGAGGAAACCACGAAAUCAGGUCAGACGGCAGGUGAUGAAGAGAGAGAGAUUGUAGAAGCAGCAACGGAAUCAGCUGAAAGCAAUGCUGAAGCUAUUAAACAGGAAAUCGAGGAACGUUUGGAGUCGGCAAAAGACGCUGCAGCGGAAGAAGGGCAAUCACAGUCGAUGGUAGAGGAAUACACAUCCGAGUCGAAGUCCCCAAACGAAAAUGGCACCGUCGCCGCAGAGGAGACUGGUCCCGGCUGGAAUCAGAACCAGACAAAGUCAGAGGAGGCGACGGGUACAGAAACGGGCGAGAGUGAAGAAGCCAAAACGGAGAAGGAAGAAGAUGCCAUUAUCGACGAGAGUCAGGUUGUGAGGGAUGAAAAUGUGGACGUCGAUCUUGAUGAUAAGGGUGAAGGGGAAGCAGAUGCGAAUGGGCAAGAACAAAGCUGGGCGGAUGUUGCCAAACAAGGGCUUCCUGGGGAAGGAGAAGAAGAGAAGAACAGAGGACCCGACAAGGAGAAAGAGGGCUGGGGGAUCUGA